Molecule: messenger RNA, 1134 nt
Organism: Mesorhabditis belari
Lineage: Eukaryota; Metazoa; Nematoda; Chromadorea; Rhabditida; Rhabditidae
Source: the annotation of a GenBank genome assembly
AUGCGGAUGAAACGCCCCAAUCUAUUCUCGAUGCUCUUCGGUUUUCUCCUCGGCCUCAGCUUUCACUUUUUCACCACCUACUACCUGGAGACCACGAAUCAUUCGAACAAUCUCAAUUAUUUGCACAACGCCAAGAAGGAAUUGUCAAGUCAAGAAAAACUCGGUGUAAAAAUGGAAAAACCUACUCAAAGUCUACAGAAGAAAAUCGAACAAUCCUUCCAUACAAAUGCUGCUCAAAGGGCCACAAUUCGAUCGGCAAUCUCGAGGCUUGAAGAGAGAGAAUUGAAGAAUGCCAUUGAAAUAUUCGAUGUUCUCUGUUCAAAUGAAAAGACUUGUCACCUACAGCCACCAUUCGUUUAUUUACCAUCGCAAUAUAAGAUCGCCAAGAAAUAUGGUCUAACUGCGUGCUCGAUAUUCAAGAACAUGUCGACCAUUCUGAUGGCCAUCAUGUGCUAUUUGCACGAACCACAGCGCAUUCUCAACUCGAAAUGGUCUUUUUAUGAGCAAUGGGACACGAGGAGAGCAUGUCUGGGGUACAACGAACUCGACACCUGGCCCCAGGUCGCAUGGAAAUUGGGGCGCAAAAUGGAGGACAUCACGAAAUUUGCGCUCAUCCGCGAGCCGAUGGAGAAAUUCAUGUCAGCUUACACGAAUCAGUGUCUAACCGUUAACAAGUGCGGUGGAUGUCAGAAUUUGACGUGCAUCUUCGAAAUGUUGGAGCAAAAUUCCGAGGACUAUCGCUUGAGGGGACUUUUCGGGGUGUCUGGACAGCCGAGAUCGCAUGUGAAUGCUCACUUUUUACCUCAGAAUUGGCGAUGUGAGUUCGGGACAAUGAUCGACGACUAUGUGCUCAUCAACUACAACAGCAGCGAUUCAGCGGUUCUCAUUCGGGAUCUCGAGCAACUUUUUGAUGACGUUGGGGUUAACAGAGAGAGCAUUCGAUUCAUCAGUAAUAAGCUGAGCUCGGGCCGAACCUGUCAUUCGACUAUCGGAAAGAAAGAACUCGUGAGUGAAAGGGAAAAAUUGGAGGGUGAUCCCCGAUUGAUGAGACGUUACCUGAAUUUCUUCUUUUUCGACUAUCUCACCCUCGGCUAUCCGUUGCCUGAAGUGAAAAAAAUCAAAGUGAAUGAGGAA